GCUUCGUCGAGAAGACUACCAAAUUUACAAAAAUUAGAUGAAACGUUAAAACUAUGUGCCCCAUGAGAAACCCGUUGCCUAUUAAAUCAUUUAGAUGGCCUCUCUCCCGGAUGUCUACGUCAUACUAAAUUCUGUAGUAAAAGUAUGUACGACAAUGAUAGGAUCAACAUUCUACCCAAUUCUACUGUAGGAUUGAAUCUCCAAUACUUUUUAAUAACAUCAAUUCAGCCUUUCUGAUUGACUUCUGCAUACGAAUCAUAUUGCAACCCAAAUUGUUAGCAGUGGAAUCAGAUGAUAUAGGAUAUGAAGUGAUCUGUCCCUUAUAGUUGAAAUAAUCCCGGGCAGGUGUGGAAGAAUUGUUGUUGUAUAGGAUUCUUUGCAUUGUGGGAAAAUGAGCUUUCAGGAUUUAGAAGCAGGACGGUUAUUGCCCAUUAGGAAAGAGGCCGCUAAUGGGAAGCAGGAUUUCUCUCAGGCCGUGGCAGCAGGAGUUUUCCAGGUCAAUACAGCGGUUUCAACCUUUCAGCGGCUUGCCAAUACCCUGGGCACACCGAAGGAUUCUCCCGAGCUAAGGGAGAAAUUGCAUAAGACUAGGCAACAUAUUGGACAGUUGGUGAAAGAUACAUCAGCAAAACUUAAAGCAGCCAGUGAAGCAGAUCUGAAUGUGGAAGUUGGCGCUAGCAAGAAGAUAAAAGAUGCAAAGCUUGCAAAAGAUUUUCAGGCUGUCUUAAAAGAAUUUCAGAAGGCACAAAGAUUUGCAGCUGAACGUGAGACAGCUUAUAAACCUUUUGUUCCCCAAGCAGUUCUACCAUCAAGCUAUGUUGCUAGUGAGUUGAACUUAAGCACAGACAAAUCUAGGGAGGAUCAGGCUCUCCUUGUAGAGUCAAGGAGACAGGAAGUUCUUCAGCUACAAAAUGAUGUUAUCUUUAAUGAGGUCAUUAUUGAAGAACGAGAGCAAGGGAUAAAGGAGAUUCAGCAGCAUAUUGGAGAAGUAAAUGAAAUUUUUAAAGAUCUUGCAGUUCUAGUUCAUGAGCAAGGAGUCAUGAUUGAUGAUAUUGACUCCAACAUAAAUGGUGCCCAUUCUGCAACUGGUCAAGCAAAAAUUCAAUUGGCCCAUGCAUCUAGGGCUCAGAAAUCAAGUUCUUCUCUGACUUGUUUGUUGCUGGCGAUUUUUGCUAUGGUAGCAUUCAUUGUCAUCAUAGUCCUUGCAGCAUAAUUGGUGACACAUUCCCUAGAACAAUUGGGAUUCGAUUCCUAUUGUGUCAAAGCUUUAUUAACUCCACCGCUGCAGAUUGGUUUGUGUCAAUCUUGGAUCUCUCUUGAGAUCUCCUGGGUACAACAUUUUGAUGUACCUGAAAGGUUGGGGUCCUUUGUUUUGUAUCCCAUGCAACAUAUUUCUUUAGUUUUUUACAACUGGCAAUUGCCACAGGUUGCCUCUGGAUUAAUAACAUCCCGAUUCAUGUUGCGCUUUGAUGGAGAUGAAAAAGCUAAUUGUUUGUAUAAUAGUCGGUCAUUUUCGAAGUAUGGAAUAUAUAUAUAUAUAUCAUUCUUAAGACUACUCGCCACAUUUUUUAGUAAUGCCUUGAUGUGAUAAUUUGUGCAGUUGCAGUUCUUCUAUGGAGUCAUAACUGACAAAUUCCUUUUACAGGGGUUCUCAUAUUGGAUAAUUAAUUGUCUCGUCUCUUCCUCAUGUUUUUUAAUGAAUGAUUUGUUUCGUUUUC
Molecule: messenger RNA, 1718 nt
Organism: Cryptomeria japonica (Japanese cedar)
Lineage: Eukaryota; Viridiplantae; Streptophyta; Pinopsida; Cupressales; Cupressaceae
Product: syntaxin-22
Exons: 7
Coding region: 392-1213 (273 amino acids)
Biological process (GO): intracellular protein transport; vesicle-mediated transport; vesicle fusion
Cellular component (GO): endomembrane system; SNARE complex; membrane
Molecular function (GO): SNAP receptor activity; SNARE binding
Source: RefSeq, a predicted model, not a curated record